Molecule: messenger RNA, 2795 nt
Organism: Elgaria multicarinata webbii
Lineage: Eukaryota; Metazoa; Chordata; Lepidosauria; Squamata; Anguidae
Gene: TOP3B
Product: DNA topoisomerase III beta
Exons: 18
Coding region: 172-2760 (862 amino acids)
Biological process (GO): DNA topological change
Cellular component (GO): nucleus
Molecular function (GO): DNA binding; DNA topoisomerase type I (single strand cut, ATP-independent) activity
Source: RefSeq, a predicted model, not a curated record
GGCCCGAGAAUGACCCGGCAGUGGAAGCCGCGGCAAUGGCGGCUGCCGGCGCCGCCUCUUCCUUAGGCCGCAGUGGGGCUAGCAGGCCUCGCCUGUGUGGGGAGAGCGAACGCGUUGAAACAAGACAGAGGUUUUUUUAAACAUUGACGGCCUGUUCACUAUCAGCAGAAGAUGAAGACGGUUCUUAUGGUAGCGGAGAAGCCGUCUUUGGCUCAGUCUAUAGCCAAAAUCCUUUCAAGAGGAAACAUGUCCUCUCGCAAAGGGCUAAACGGGGCAUGUUCGGUGCAUGAGUACACAGGAUCAUUCAUAGGACAAAGUUCCCACUUCAAGAUGACAUCCGUGUGUGGUCAUGUGAUGACGCUGGACUUUAUAGGCAAGUACAACAACUGGGAUAAAGUGGACCCAGCAGAACUUUUUAGUAAAGCUCCUACAGAAAAGAAAGAAGCUAAUCCCAAACUGAAUAUGGUAAAAUUCUUACAGGUGGAAGGAAGAGGUUGUGACUAUAUUGUUCUGUGGCUGGAUUGUGACAAGGAAGGCGAAAACAUCUGCUUUGAGGUCCUGGAUGCUAUAGGUCCUGUAAUGAAUAAACCCCGUGGCAGUGAAAGGACAGUGUACCGAGCCAAGUUCAGCUCUAUUACAGACACAGAUAUCUGCAAUGCCAUGAACCACUUAGGAGAGCCCAACCACAAUGAGGCGCUAUCAGUAGAUGCCCGUCAGGAGCUUGAUCUGAGAAUUGGCUGUGCAUUUACCAGGUUUCAGACAAAAUAUUUCCAGGGGAAGUACGGCAAUUUAGACAGCUCACUCAUCUCCUUUGGGCCCUGUCAGACUCCAACAUUGGGGUUUUGCGUGGAGCGGCAUGAUAAAAUCCAGUCUUUCAAGCCUGAAACUUACUGGGUGUUGCAAGCCAAGGUUAACCAUGAAAAAGACACUUGUCUGACUCUGGAGUGGGACAGAGUGAGGGUAUUUGACAGAGAGGUUGCUCAGUUGUUCCUAAACAUAACAAAAGCAGCAAAGGAAGCAAAGGUAGAGUCUGUGAGUAAGAAAGAGAAGGCUAAACAAAGACCUUUGGCUCUGAAUACUGUGGAAAUGUUAAGAGUUGCCAGUGCUGCUUUGGGAAUGGGACCACAACAUACCAUGCAAAUAGCGGAACGGCUCUAUACUCAAGGCUAUAUUAGUUACCCCCGAACAGAAACUACCCAUUAUCCAGAAAACUUUGACUUGAAGGGCUCUUUGCGACAGCAGGCUAAUAAUCCUUACUGGGCAGAAACAGUAAAAGCAUUGCUAUCAGAAGGUAUUAACAAGCCGAGGAAAGGCCACGAUGCUGGGGACCAUCCCCCAAUAACACCAAUGAGAGCUGCCUCAGAAGCAGAACUAGGUGGUGAUGGGUGGAGACUGUAUGAAUACAUUACUAGGCAUUUCAUUGCCACUGUCAGCGCUGACUGCAAGUAUCUCCAAACAACCAUUUCUUGCAGCAUUGGUCCUGAACGGUUUACCUGUAUAGGAAAGACUGUUAUUUCGCCAGGUUUCACAGAGAUCAUGCCCUGGCAGAGUAUCCCACCAGAAGAGAGUCUUCCCAUUUGUGAAAGAGGAGAUGUCUUCCCCCUCAGUGAAGUAAAACUGCUGGAAAAACAAACCAACCCUCCUGAUUACUUGACCGAAGCAGAACUCAUCACUCUAAUGGAAAAACAUGGCAUUGGAACGGAUGCCAGCAUUCCAGUUCAUAUCAACAACAUUUGCCAGCGCAACUAUGUAACUGUGGAGAGCGGCCGCAGACUGAAACCUACAAACCUGGGCAUUGUUCUGGUCCAUGGCUACUACAAAAUAGAUGCAGAGCUCGUGCUUCCCACAAUCCGCAGCGCGUUAGAAAAACAACUCAACCUAAUCGCUCAAGGGAAAGCAAAUUAUCACCAAGUCCUGGAGCACACCCUGGAUAUCUUCAAAAGGAAGUUUCACUACUUUGUUGAUUCAAUUGCAGGUAUGGAUGAAUUGAUGGAAGUGUCUUUUUCACCACUCGCUGCCACAGGCAAACCUCUCUCCCGCUGUGGGAAAUGUCAUCGUUUUAUGAAGUACAUUCAGGCGAAGCCAAGCCGUCUGCACUGUUCUCACUGUGAUGAGACCUACAGUCUUCCCCAGAAUGGUACUAUCAAACUCUACAAAGAGCUGCGAUGCCCCCUGGAUGACUUUGAACUGGUGCUGUGGUCCUCUGGAUCCAGAGGGAAGAGCUACCCGUUAUGCCCAUACUGUUACAACCAUCCCCCUUUCAGGGACAUGAAAAAAGGAAUGGGCUGCAACGAGUGCACCCACCCCACAUGCCAGCACUCCCUGAACAUGCUUGGCAUUGGACAGUGCGUGGAAUGUGAGAAUGGAGUGCUGGUGCUUGACCCAACCUCUGGGCCCAAGUGGAAGAUGGCCUGCAACAAAUGCAACGUAGUAGUACACUUCUUUGAAAACGCCCACAAGGUACGAGUGUCGGCGGAGACCUGCGAGUCGUGCGAUGCAGCGGUGGUGGAUGUAGAUUUCAAUAAAGCCAAGUCUCCCCUCCCUGGCAAUGAGACGCAGCAUUCUGGCUGUGUGUUCUGUGACCCUGUCUUCCAGGACCUGGUCGAACUAAAGCAUGCAGCGAUGAAGCAUCCCAUGCACCGUGGAGGACAGGGGAAAAGACAGGGCCGAGGAAGAGGAAAAGGCAGGAGGCCUGGAGGAAGGCUAAAUCCAAAGAAACCAAAAGACAAAAUGGCAGCUCUGGCUGCUUAUUUUGUAUAAUAAUGACCCUCUCGGGUAACAAUUGAAUAAUAAAA